Messenger RNA from Drosophila miranda, 900 nucleotides. RefSeq names its product UMP-CMP kinase (gene Dak1). NCBI's taxonomy places the organism in Eukaryota, Metazoa, Arthropoda, Insecta, Diptera, Drosophilidae. Gene Ontology annotation, cellular component: nucleus; cytoplasm. Gene Ontology annotation, molecular function: UMP kinase activity; ATP binding. Gene Ontology annotation, biological process: 'de novo' pyrimidine nucleobase biosynthetic process; CDP biosynthetic process; UDP biosynthetic process. The transcript has a single exon. The record is from RefSeq and is a predicted model, not a curated record. The coding region runs from base 18 to 749 and encodes 243 amino acids.
AUUAGCUGCUUUUGUCAAUGUGGCGGGCUUUUGCGCGAGUACCGAGAGCAUUAGAGUGUGGGUUAGUAACGCUGACGCAGCAAUUUCCUCAUUCCAAAGCGAGAAAUUUCUGCAGAACCUCUUACCUCAGCAAACACAUCCUCCAACCCAUCAUCAUGACCAGUAGUGUGAAGCCAAAAGUUGUGUUUGUUCUAGGUGGCCCUGGUGCGGGCAAGGGCACGCAAUGCUCCAAAAUCGUGAAUCGUUUCCUCUUCACGCACUUGUCCGCGGGUGACCUACUGAGGGAGGAGCGGUCGCGAGAGGGUUCAGAGUUUGGCUCGCUGAUUGAGGAUUACAUACGUAACGGGAAAAUCGUGCCCGUGGAGAUCACGUGUUCGCUGCUGGAAAACGCAAUGAAGAGCUCGGGCAAAUCGCUCUUCCUCAUUGACGGCUUUCCCCGGAACCAGGACAAUCUGGACGGUUGGAACCGUCAGAUGUCCGAUAAAGUGGAUCUGCAAUUCGUUCUCUUCUUCGACUGCGACGAGGAGGUCUGUGUCAAACGCUGUUUGAUCAGGGGUCAGGGCGGCUCCGGACGCUCCGACGACAAUCUGGAGAGUCUCAAGAAGCGCAUCCAGACGUACAACAACGAUUCGAUGCCCAUCAUCAAGUACUUUGACGACGCCGGCCAGGUGAAGAGGAUCGAUGCCAGCCCCGAUGCCGACCAGGUCUUCAGGGAGGUGGAGCGCACCUUUAUGACCAGCGGUUUCUAGAUGGCGGAAUAGCCUCUCCAAGUGAAAUGUUAUCUCUUCAGCUCUUUGUUUAAUUAUUUUGUGUGCGUGUAGCCUUGUCUUAGUUGUAGAAAGUUUGUCCUCCAUUCCAAACUGUCAAAUAUACAUAUAUAUGCUUGUUAUUGAAAUUUAA